AUGAAAAUGUAUUUACCAGGAUUGUGUGUCUCAAAUCCAAUAGGCUGUGACCCGCAGCCGGCGCCGCGCCGGUCCGCGACGCCCGCCUCCUCGUGCGCCUCCACCUCCGCCUCCGCGCCCGCCUCCACCGCCGCCUCGGCCCCCGGGCCCGCCCCCGGCUGCGGCGGCGCGCCCCCGGCCACGCCGGCGGCCACCUUGACCGUGUCCUCUGCCUGCGGGUCCGGCGCCUCGGCCACCGGCGAACCGCCUGCCGCCUCCGCCGCCGUCGCCGCCGCCGCCGCCGGCCGCCUCGAGCCGCCGCUUUCGCGCACCGAAAUCGUCAAACAGUUCAUCAAGCGCGAGACGGCGGUGUUCUUCGGCGUGGAGGAGAGCGUGGAGGAGGAGCAGCGGCUGCGCUGGUUGGAGCGCCGCAAGCGGCUGGCGGCGCGCAAGUGGGGACAGCUGCGGCCCGAGUUUGCCGCCGCCGCUGCUUACAGCUCAAGUGCCUAUGCAUCGCAACAGGGGUCGGCGCCCGGUGCGCCAGACGUGCUGCCCGCCGGCCGGCCGGACGGAGGCGUAGUGCCGCGCUGGGCCGAGCCGCCGGGACGCCGGAAACAGUCGGUCGCCACCAUGACCUACAGCGGACUCGCCUACGUCAUCUCGACGUUGACGAAGCACCGGCGGCGGCCGCCGUCGCGCAGCCGGCAGCACAUGCGGAGUUACUCGCUGCCUGCCGUCGCUAACGCAGUCGCCGACACCCGCUCGCCGCCCCUGUUCGCCGACGAGGUGUUCUUUGAUAAGCCUCAACCAGCAGGAAGUACAGCAUCUCAACCACCAAAUGCACCUGACUAUGCAGAUGCUGGCAUAGUCAGCUCAUCAGAACCUCUAGGAGAGGGUGGCUUUGUUUCAAGCAGUAGGGACCAACUGGAUCAUCGUCAGCCACAUCUUCAUGAGCAUUACACAACGAGAGAAAGGGCACCAAGUUGGAGGCGUACACCUGAAAGACUGGAGUGCAUAACUGAAUCAGGCCCUGAAGUGGGUUGUUCAAGAAUCUGGAGCAGAGUCUUGGAUCGGGUAUUCGAUAAUUCUGACAGGCGGCAAUAUGGCAUGAGUGUCCUGGGAAGACUUUUUGGACAAUCCAUGAGACAAGCAUAUUCUAAAAGAAUAGACUUCAAGGAACACCUGGAUGACACAGAGGACCACCGUCCCUUUUUUACAUACUGGGUAACAACAGUUCAGGUUCUCAUUCUCAUCAUAUCAAUAGCCUGCUAUGGACUGGGACCUGUUGGUAUAGAUCUGAAUCACAGGUCAGGCCAGGUACUGGUAACAAGUCUGUCUCUUCAACAAGUGGAUUACCAGGAACCAGCUAACUUCUGGAUAGGGCCAAGAGCAGCCGAUUUAAUCCAUCUUGGAGCAAAAUUCGCACCUUGCAUGAGGAAAGAUGCCAAGAUUAUCAAGGAAAUUGAGAAGGGGAGGGAAAAGGAGAGAGAAACAGCCUGUUGCAUUCGGAACGAUGAUUCUGGUUGUGUUCAGUCAUCACAAGCAGACUGUUCAGUGCGGGGACUGAGACCUACGACCACAUCCACAUGGAAGAAGUGGUCUGCCGGAGAUGCUGGCCCAGGAGGAAGAAUUUCUGGAUCCGUUUGUGGGUUAGAUCCAAAAUUUUGUGAAGCUCCAGCAUCCAUUGCACCAUAUGAGUGGCCUGAUGACAUCACCAAGUGGCCCAUCUGCCGGAAAACCAAUUCCUUUCCACAACGGUUUCGGUACAAAGACAAAAUGGCAGAGCAUAUGGUUUGUGAAGUUAUAGGUCACCCAUGCUGUAUUGGUAUUCAUGGGACAUGCCGAAUAACAACAAAGGAAUACUGUGAUUUUGUUCGUGGUUAUUUCCAUGAAGAGGCCUCUCUUUGCUCUCAGGUUUCCUGCCUUGACAAUGUUUGUGGAAUGAUUCCUUUCUAUGCACCAGAAGUUCCAGAUCAGUUCUACAGGCUGUGGACUUCCCUUUUCCUACAUGCAGGAGUACUACACCUUGCAAUAACCCUUGUGAUUCAGUAUUUUCUGAUGAGAGAUUUGGAGAAACUCACAGGUCCCCUACGAAUAGCUAUCAUAUACUUGGGUUCAGGCAUGGCUGGAAACCUGGCAAGUGCCAUUUUUGUACCCUACCGAGCAGAGGUGGGUCCUGCUGGUGCACAAUUUGGACUUCUUGCGUGCCUCAUUGUAGAGGUGCUUAAUGUGUGGCAGAUGUUACGCCAUCCAGAUCACGCUCUUUUGAAGCUGCUUUGUAUCACAUUGGUACUUUUUGUUUUUGGCCUGCUUCCUUGGGUCGACAACUAUGCACACUUGUUUGGGUUCAUAUUCGGCUUUCUCUUGUCAUAUGCAUUGCUACCGUUUGUUUCAUUUGGGGAGUAUGAUCGUCAUAAGAAAGUGGCCCUCAUCUGGGUCUGCCUGCUUUCAGCAGCCUUCUUGUUUGCAGCUCUUAUUGUGCUGUUUUAUAUUGUCCCUGUUUAUGACUGUGAAGUAUGUACUUAUUUCAACUGCCUCCCAAUCACUCGGGACUUCUGCUCCAGCCAGAACAUCAACUUCAAACGUGAAGAACCUGUGGUAUGACAAAUGUGGCAACGGUUGGGAGGAACCGUUAUUUUCAUCAGGCUCCUGUCAGCUGGGUUACAAAUGCUUUCUUGUGGGAAGUACACUGAUUUCCAAACAAAUGUGGACAGUUGGAAACAAGACUACAAGAACAGUCAGAUGAGCUCCUGUACUGAUGCUUUUAUGCCAUCUGAGACUGACUGCCACAUGAAUACUGUUUUACUUGGACUAAAUUCCUACAAAAUGAUAACUGCAGUUUUCCUUCCAACUAUGUUUCACAAGAAUUACAGCCUGUUUUUUCAAAAGUGUAUGUUAUGAGUGCUGAUCUUUGCCUUUGAGUGAUUGUUUUAUACUACCAUCGUUGCCGGAUUUAUAAUGUGCCAGAUGUUUAACUCUGAAGCUUUAAUGCUUUCUGAAAAUACUGUUCAUUACAUAUAAUAGAAGUGUUUAGUGUGGAACUCAAAAUACAUGAAGACAAUAUACUAAUAAAAAACUGUAACGACAGACUUCUGCAUCUGUGGCUUAAAAAACUGAUAAGAUGCACUUGUUCUCUGUUAUGAAGUCUGUCAGUGUUAAUAGGAACAUGUCAGAGAAAUAAAACUUCACAUUGUGUUUCUAAUACCAGUGGGGGUAAGAGUGGUACAAACUGUUUUUAGGAAAGAGAAUGUGCCAACUUUCAAACUGAAAUGAUGUAAGAGAUAACCUGUGAGAUUUGUUAAGUGAAGAAAACUUUUGUAAACUGUAAUAAUUGUUUCAGCUGCUUUAUAUUUAUGAUUAUCUUUCUAUCAACACUAUUUUAUUUAAACCUAGGGAUGAGACAGAGAUAAAUGUACAGAACAUAAUAUUGGUGAAACAUGUAUCAAAACUUCGCAUUCCACUGUGAGAAUUCUUGUUUUAUUACCCAUAUUUAUCCAGUAUAUAGCCAUUUUACUCAUUAAGUGUACAUUGAACAUAUUCAUUUUAAUAGAAUGCCUCAUCCCUGGGAAGACGAGUUAUUUUUUAUAUUUUUGGGGCAUUAAUGAAAAAUAUUUUUUGGUGAAUUUUCAUUUACAAAUUAAUGCCACAUCAUAAAUUAAAUUAUAUUUGUUAUUUUUGUGAGUUAAUGAUAAUAUUUGCUCUGAAAUCUCUACAAGCAGGAUAUAAUUAAAAUCUCUUUUUGUUUGAGUCUCAAAAGUCAUCACUCUCACCAUUAUCCACACCAUAGUGAACGAUUUCACACAUUAAGGCUCUAGGAUGUGACAGAAGGCAGGACUGUGGAAUGACUCCUUUUAUAUGUAACGAAAAAAUCGCAAAAAUGAUUGCAACAUUGUUUUACAAUGUCUUCAGUCUUUUAUAAAAAAAAUCUACAAAAGUGAUAUAAAAAAUAAAGCUACACACAAGUGUCUGUAUAGAAACUGAAAAUAUAUAGAAAGACUCAUCAUGUACAGUUUGUGAUAUUUUUUCCAUCAUAUAUAAAUAAAUAUAAAUAUAUAUAUAUAUUAUAAACAAAUCAUCCAAAAUGCUUUUUUUGAGCAUGUGAUAAACAAUUUUUUAAUCACUCCAUCACACUGCAAGACUUCAUGUUGAAAUGAAAUGGUAUGAUAUGAAAGUGAUGUAAGUUGGUCAUUGGCAUGUUGAGGAAUCUGUGUAUGAGUCAGCUCAGCAUUAUACAGCAUGGGGUAUGUGUCUUCCGUUAGUAUGUAAAACAUCUUUUUGAAUGGCUUUUUUUAUAAUAAUGCAAGAUGAAUGUGUGCUUUUACUCACAAAAUUCAUUAAUUACUCAUCACAUAUUCUAUUUACCCAUCAUUCUCAGUUUUGUUUGAUGAGACUGAAGUGUGCACUUGCCUUCUGUACUAAUGGCAACAAAAGUAAGAGUAAUAAUAAUAACAAUAAUAAUUAUAAUUAUGAUAAUUACAACAAUAGUAAUAAUGUUUAUUUAGUUUAAAACUUGUUGAAGAAAACUCUGUGCUGUUUUUUGGGACUUCCUCACAAGCUUCCAAAUAAGAACAUGCUUGAUGCUCUCCUUAAAAAUUUAUUUGUCAGCUUAAAGUUUAAAGUUUCUUUUCCCUAGGGAAACAAGUUUUGAAACAUUAAUUCAUAUAUGUAAUGUCAUUACAUCUUAAAAUCAUUUAUUUCUUUUAAUUAAUGUUUUCUUUUGUUACAUGUUUGAAAAUUGUAUACAUACAUAAAACAUUGCAAUGGAACUGGAAAAACCUUCAUACUAAAAUGUGUUUUCAUAUUGAGCUGUAUGUUUCGAUACGCAAUAUUUGAGCCUGCAGGUUGAAGUUUAGUUGGUAUUUCUACAUCCACAUUUUCAUUGUGUAAUGUUCAGUUUCACAUUACCAACAAUCCUAUUUCUAAUCAAUACCCAUAGAACAUGAUUUAUGUGAUUAUUACAUGUCUCGAACCAGUCUUAGGACUAGAGACCACAACAGUUAUUAAACUGUUUUCAUUUUUUAUUAUUUAUUUAUUUAUUUUUUAAUGAGACAUUGUUUUAUCAUAUGUCCUCAAGAUCUCAGUUUCAGGAACUUAAGUUUCCAUGCACAAUCUGUUUAAAUUUGUUUAUAGAGGCUUAAUAUUUUAAGGCCAAAUGACCUUUCACUAGUCUGUGCCCAUGUACUAAAUGCAUAUUUGUGGAUGGUUUGUUGUAUAGUAAAAAUUUAUGCUUGAUCUGAAUUUUAAGUGAUCGUCAGUACCAUACAUUAACCUCUGAAUAUGGAUUUUGUCAUACUAUAGGGCAAUUAUACAUUAUUGUGUCAGUGUUGCUCAAACAAUGAAAUACUUUCAGGUUUAAUGGAGCAUUUUCUUCCCAUCAGAAUUUAGUAUUUUCUUUCAUUGAAAUGGCUGCAUCUCUUGAAAGUAAUUGAGAUGGUGAAGGCCUGCUUGUCUUCUCUCAUUCUUAUUCUUAAUAUCUGAUGAAUGAUCACAGUGUUAGGAAGAAUCCAAACAUACUUACAUAAGUAAUGAAGGUUUUCCCAAAGCCACAAUUCUGUACAAAGGUAAUGAUGUAUACUAAAGGAUGACAUUCAGCUGUUGAUUAUUUAUCUGUGGAUCUUAUAUAUUCUCUGUAUUUGUCUCAGAAAUAUUAUUAUUAUUGUUAUAUUAAUUAAUUUUCUGAAGCUUUUUUGAAACUGAUAGCAAACACCAUACAAAUCUCUUGACCUUAAGUCUUGUGUUGUGAAAAUUUCACACAUGCCCCUUGCUGUAGAUCAAUGAAAUUAACAGUACUCCUCAAGAAAUCUCAGGGGAUGUCUGCAUAGUAAAAUUCAUUUACAAAAUUAUCCAUGAUGUUAUACAACUUAUGGAUGGUGUUCAGAUUUUAUUUGUAUGCAGCCAUGCAAAGUUACCCUGUAACAGUUCAGUCUGAUGUUAUUUGCCAUUUAAGACAGUAAGUUUUGUUUCUACUUCAAAGUUAAUUUUUCAUUCAGGUCAGAUUUUAAUUUGGAUUUGACAUUGCUAAAUAUAUAACACUCCUGAGAUUUCCCAUAUGUAUUGAAACAGUAAGAACAUUUAAAUAGUAUUCUAAUCUUAAAAUAUGUAAUGUGUUUGUGCAACAUACUUAUCAGAUGAUAUUUCUGUACAAUAACAUUUACAUGUGACCAAAUAUAUUUUGAAACUGAAGUAACCUUGAAAUAUGUUUCCAUAAUUAUUAACAUGAACACCUGGAAAUGGCUGUACUUCCUGAAACUAUGAAGUGCAGGUUUUCAAUUUCCAAAAACAAAUGCUUUUAGCUUUUUCUUUUUAAUAAUGUGGUUCAUCAUGUGAAAAAAAUAACUUAAUUUUAAUUUGUCUCAUAUUCCACGUAUGUAUGGGAAUAUGUCACAUUAAUUUAUUGGGAUUGAAUAGAAUCAGAGCUGGUCACUGAAAGUAUGUUUAGAAAUAUGAGCAUGUUUCAGGUCAUCAUUAAGACUGAUGAGAAUAUUUGGCAAUUCUGCAGUUAAACAACAAAAUGUAAUAUGCUUUAUGUUCUCCAUUAUUGUUCAUAAUAUGAAAUGAACAUGAGAAGAACUUUUAUUAUACUGGAAGUUUAUGUGUAAUUGUGAUUUUUUCCCUCCCCAACCUAGAUUUUUAUAUGAGAAGAUAAACA
Messenger RNA from Schistocerca cancellata (South American locust), 6628 nucleotides. RefSeq names its product inactive rhomboid protein 1 (gene rho-5). The transcript has 16 exons. The record is from RefSeq and is a predicted model, not a curated record. Lineage: Eukaryota; Metazoa; Arthropoda; Insecta; Orthoptera; Acrididae. Gene Ontology annotation, molecular function: serine-type endopeptidase activity. The coding region runs from base 1 to 2583 and encodes 860 amino acids. Gene Ontology annotation, cellular component: endoplasmic reticulum membrane. Gene Ontology annotation, biological process: regulation of protein secretion; regulation of epidermal growth factor receptor signaling pathway.